Molecule: messenger RNA, 985 nt
Organism: Ostrinia furnacalis (Asian corn borer)
Lineage: Eukaryota; Metazoa; Arthropoda; Insecta; Lepidoptera; Crambidae
Product: spherulin-2A-like
Exons: 2
Coding region: 2-937 (311 amino acids)
Source: RefSeq, a predicted model, not a curated record
AAUGAUAAUCCUCUAUUCUAUUAAGAUUCCAAAGAUGUGGUUCAAACUCUUACUCCUGGUGCCAGCUUUAGCGUCCGCCAAAAUCAAUGUCGACGUCGUCGCUACAAGCGACUCCGCCACAUCCAAGGUAGAGUACUUUGGAUCUAGCGUCGAGCUCAUCACCGACGAAGACAUCCGAACCUUCGGCCUCUCCGACUCCAAACUCAAAGACGCAGCCCAAAUGUUUUCAGGCGGAAGACCCGGCGAUGUCUACCUAAAAAGCCCCACUCCUUGGAACGACUUGUACAAGUCAUUUGGCUGGUCCCAAGUCCAGAGAACUCUUCACCCCAAAAGCGCAAGGAUCCUCGGCAUUCGGAGCGAACCUGUUCUCCUUGUAACCAGUGAGUUCAUCAAUAACAGCUCUGUGACAUCCACAUACAACGCGGGCGUGACUCAGCAAGUUGAAGAAACCGUCUCUACCACAUGGUCUGUUGGAGGGGAGAUGAAAGUCGAGCAGGAAAUUAACUACAAAGUUGAUGUAGGUGUUGGAGAAAUCGGUGGUGCAACACGCUUUUCUUUUUCUGCGUCAUUUGGUAAAGACACUACCAAAUCCAAGAGUGUGACUGUGGGAUCCAGUCAAGGUGUUCAAGUGCAGCUGGCGCCUGGCCAAGCUGUAGUAGCUUCGCUGCAAGCGACUAGGGGAUCGAUGGAGAUCCAGGUGGAUUACUCGGCCAGUUUAGAUGGAGACAUAGCUUGCAACUACCCCGGCAAAUUCAAGGGUCACUACUUCUGGAGAUAUGACUUAAACGCGGUCCAGAAGGCUAGUGGUAUGAAGACGACGGUGGAUUCCACGGAGAUCAUUAAAGUCGGGUUCUACUCCAAUGCUCGGGUGGUGGUGUCUGACAAAGUGACUGCGAACACCCUGAAUGUCUACUCAGCUGCUAUUAAGAAAGAAUAAGAGGCUUACUCCUACUAGGUGGACCGACGAUCUCGUAAAGGUCGCGGG